Molecule: messenger RNA, 3799 nt
Organism: Rhinolophus ferrumequinum (greater horseshoe bat)
Lineage: Eukaryota; Metazoa; Chordata; Mammalia; Chiroptera; Rhinolophidae
Exons: 3
Coding region: 143-832 (229 amino acids)
Source: RefSeq, a predicted model, not a curated record
CAAUACCACUUCCCCCAGGCGGGGUUCACCCCAGGGAAUGGCCCCCUUUCUCUGAGCCCACUGCGCGGGAGACGAGGACAGUUUACAUUUUAUUAGUGUUGCCGUUAUUCAGUGUAGGAGGAAGAAAUGGCUGCUGGGGAAAAUGCCAACGAUGUUUGCAACAGGAGGCACAGUCCAGGCCACCUGCAGCCUGCCCACCCUGCUCUCCAUCUCUUUUCCUGAGGUCCAGUCCCCAGAACCGGCCAUCAGAUGGGAAAAACAGUGGCAGCAAAGCGAGCUGCUGCAUAAUCAGCAUCCGGGUGCCUGUCGAUCACCUUGGAAACCCCGGGAAGGACGCGCCCCACGUGACCGACAGCCCGCCCCCUGCCUGCUCGCGGAUCCCCACCCCAGGCAGGUGCUGCGCUCCCGCGCGAGGCUCGCAGCUCUUCCCCUGGUCCUGCCGGGGCCCCUCACCCACACCCUGCGCUCCACCUCCGCGCCUCUCUGCGGUCCCUCCAGGCCUCGCACGCACCGGCGCCGCCUGGAACCGUGCCCCGCGGCCGGGCUGGCGGGGCUGCUCGUCCAGGCGCCCCUACUGGGGCAGGGGCAGUGGAGCGCAGCAGUCCGAGCGCACCGGAUCCUCAGCCAACCCAGGCGGGCCCUGCCCAGGCUUCCAGCAUCGAAACCCAGCUCCGCCCAGGUGGGCAGGGACCCGGGACACCCCGCUGAUAGUGAGACCCCCGACUCAGGUGCCCUGUCUCUAAGUCCACACUCAGCCGCCAGGGAGAGGGCAGCCGCCAGCUCCCACUCGGACACCGUCAGCCGUGGACUGCCGCCUGACCCCAAAUUCUAGGUGUCCCCCUUGGACUGCCUGCUCGCCCCAACCUCCAGGACCCCACCCACGGGCACAGCGGGUGUCCAGCCCCAAAGGGGCCUUGAACGCUACCCUAGUCAUUGUCUCUCUGUGGCUGUGGGGUUAGGUGGCUGGAAGAGGCUACUAUGUACCUGAUAGAGGAUAAACACCUCCUACCACGCCUCAUUCAUUCACCCCACUACCAAGGUGUCCUCUGGGAAGGCGCAGGAGGUGAGGAGAGCGGCCACAUACCCCUCCAUCACCUCCUGGCAGCCUUCGUCCCUGCCAUGUCCUAGCAGCCCUCCCACCCUAUGAUUCAGUUUCUCUGACAGACAGGUGAAAGGACAGGAAACGACAGAAAGAAUAGCCUGAACCCAAAAGAGGGGGCAUCUUGACACAGACUGGAAAAAUGUGAGGCCACGGGCCCAGGUGGAAAUCCCCCUUCCAGCUCAGGGGCCUGUCGGGCUGGCUGUGAGGGGGACGUCGCUGUCCCUGUCAGAAGCGGGCUGCAGAAUACCAGUGGUGGGUGGCCUGGUUCCUAGGCCUGGGUGGAUGCUUGGAGCCGUGCAGGGCGCAGGCCCCUGAGAAGUCACUGUGGGCCCUUGGCCAGGGAUCAACUUCAGCCUGAGGUCCUGGUGGCAUGUCAGGGAAAGCUGUUUUCUUCGGCGGAGUUCUCUUAUUCAGAGGGAGGAGAUGCCAUGCCUUAGAACAAGACCAAGCUUCUCUAGACACAGCACAAGAUGAAGGGGCACUGAAAGCAUGUGCCGGAGGAGACCCAGGCCCUGUGGGACCGGUCCUGUGCUCUGGGGCGCCAGGCCAAGACCGUGCAGGAACAGGCCCCAGGUGGUGCAGCCACACUGGAGAGCUGUGGGCUGCUGGGAGCUUUUGCCUUCGAGGCAGCAUUCCCAGAAUAGUCGGCAUGAUGUCCCCACGCACGCCCACCCCAGGAGGGCAGACGGGGGAACUGGGGUGGAAAGUGGCUCAUCUUGGGGGAAAAGUGGUGUGAACCUUGUGAUAGGAUAUACUACGAAAGGUCAGACAAUUAAGUUCGUGAACUUUCCACUGUGCACUUACAUGGUGGAAAGUUCACGAACUUAAUUGUCCGACCUCGUAUGAGUUUGAUAAUUGUUUGGAAUUCAAAAGAAGUGUCCCCACGAGAGUGUGCUGUACAGCACAGGUGGCAGUCACUACACCCUGCCACGUGGUCCUCACACUCUCUAGCUGGCUGGGUCUUCAGCCAGUGUGUAAUGUGACCCUCGGAGCCGUGAGCAGUACUGUGAAGUGGGCAGGGGUCUCCACGGCUCUGAGAGUGUCCACGAGACACAGCUGACAUGGUACCACCUGCUCACCCCACCGACUGAUGCUUCUCAUGCGUUGAUCCCUCAAAUCCUCUCAUCUCAAAGCAGGCGCAGAGGUGGGUGCCAUUCUGACAGGAAGGAGAUCAGAGGCCGAGUGUCCACACAUGGGGACUGACCAUUUCUGGUCUGAGAGCUCAGCCAGUUUGUGGCAAAAUGGGUUUGGACCCCACAGUUUUGGCACCAAACUCCAGCCACGGCAGCUGGGCUUCUCAGCUGCAGGUUGCAGUGCGCUGCAGGCCUCCGAUGAGCACACAUGAGCGUGCCACUGUGAGGGUGCCACCAGGGUGGAGAGGCUGGCAUCUGGGACAUUCUCUGUUCCUGAAGGACGUGGUGUGGGUGAGGGUGGUAGGUGGGAGCUGCCGGGCGGUGAGCGCACCCCGGGUGGGCAGAAGUGUGGGAAUCGCUGUGGCUGCUCCACUGGGGGAGACCCCAGCCGGUGGGAGUGAGUUUGUCUGGGGGACUGCAGGGUGUCCCUGGAUGGCAGAGGGGGUGGCUACUUCUGAGAGGCAGACCCACAUUCAGUGAUGAAUUUGACGCUGGGGGGCAGGGAGGGAGGACCCCAAGGUUCCAGUCUCGCUUCUCCUGGGCAAUGUCCCUCUCAGCUCCCGGCCACACCUCUCAGGGCAGCAUCUCGUGUGGCCGGCCAGGUGUGCCAGCCGCCGCCGCAGGCCAGGAUGGGCAUUUGGGGAAGCAGGCUGGCGGGGCAGGGUGGGGGGGAAGGGCCCUGCACUGAGGCCCCCCCACACACACUGGCUAAGGAGGUUCUGAGUGCUCCUUCAAAACGCAGUGAACACAGGGAGGGCCUGUGACCGGCAGGUGAAGCGCCUCCCACCUUUUGUGAUGGAUGGGAGCCACUGAACUACUCUCGGUGUCCUCUGUUUAAGCUGCAUUUCCCCACUUGUCACCACCUCUGCCCCACGGUCCUACAGCCAUGUGAUCAUUUAGGGGACCUCUUGGCUUGCUUGUGACUCUAAACCCGUAGCUGGCUGCUGGAGGAGCCUCAGGGGCAGGGUGGCCCCCAUGCAGUGGCCUUGUAUCCCCGCUUCUCUGGGCAGUGCCUGGAGCCUCAGUCGCUCUCACUAGCCCUCCACCCCAAGCAAAGUUGCGGGACCCUGGGACCCUGGCCAAGUUUGCUGGGUCAGACCUGGGCUGCCUUGGCUCCGUCCUCCCCAUCUCCCUGGGUCCCUCUGCCGGUUCUGUUGGGGUCAGACAACCCACCUGUAACUGCUGUUGUGAGUAGUACACUCACUUGUCAGCCUCUCCCCAGGACUAGACACACCUGUUUAUGAAGACGUCUCUCAUUACGAUCACUUACACAUUGAAACAGUGGUGACCAAUGUAUCACUAACUGGCAAUUCCACAUGUUUUCCUUGGUAGAGCAAGAUGCACAUUUCUAUGAUGCCCAAGAGCUAAGAACUCCGCCUCCACCAGCCAAUAACUGACAAAUGACAUUCUUGGCAUCUGUGGCGAUGGAGGGAAUGACACACCAAAUAAUAAAAGAGACCACAAAGCAUACAUUUUUUAAAAAUACUUUUUGAACACAAGAUCCAUGUUUAGUACCUAUGUUUUCUUUCUUUUUUUGGGGUUGGGAGGGGAACGGGAUUUUUAU